AGAGCGGACAGGCGGUGCAGCGGCGAUGCUUACCUCGAAGCGUUGGUCGGCGAAGCUGCUGCUGCUGCUGCUGCGUCUGGCCGCCAGCUCGCCGUCCGCGCCCGCCCAGCCGUGCUGCGAGAACCACGCGCCGCGCUCAUCUCAAGAGCGCCAGAUGCGCCUGCCGGACGGCUUCACCAUGGCCAUCGAGCCGAAACUGUUCUUCAACAUGUUUGACUCGGAGACGGAGGGCAAGCUGCGCGUGCAGACGCGGUUGGAGUUCCGAUACCGGCCGCCAGCCGGCUUUAGUGGGCGUCAGGCUCGCCAGGCAAUGGAUCGCGUCGCUGUGUUCUCCUCCCUACGGGCGGCGCUUUCCAGGUUCGGCCUGGACGGGCAGAGCUGCCUUCAGCGGGCUGUGUGCGAGACGUCCGGCACUCCGGACCACUCCGACGGCCUGCUGGGCGAGCUCGUGACGCUGGUGCUCUCGCCGUCACGCGGCCUGGCCGGGCAGGCGCCGGACCAGCUGGCCCCGCUGCUGGAGGCAGAGCGGCGCGGCCGCACGCUCGGUCCCGAUGGCUGCAGCGCCCUCUUCCCCAGCUGUCCGGUGUCGCUGUUCAACUUCGCCGACCGCGCUGCCGACUACACCGGCGCCCUGCUCGACCUCAUGAACGUGCCAGCUUGAUCACCGACGCUUCACCAGCCGGCGCGCCGGCCUGAGCACCGACGCCUCACCAGCCGGCGCGCGGGCCUGAGCACCGACGCCUCACCGGGCGGGACGCCAGCCUAGGCUACGACGUCUCACCAGGCGGGAUGGCGAGCAGGCCGGUAACAGUGCUGUUUCCAUGGUGCAGCGGCUACGGGCUUCCUUUUCAAAGCCCGAGUUCCUUUGAUAUCUCGGCUUUGUUUCAGCCGAGCCGACAAAUUAUGGAAACACCGUUCCUAGCUACUUUCCGUUUCUGGACCGCAUUGUUAAUCUGAUUAAGGCGACUAGUUUAUGCCACUGGAACCAAAUGCUACGAUGACCUUCGAAAUCGCGUUCAGGAAGGAAGAAUGGAAUCAUUGGCAUCAUGAAAGCAGGCUGCCGCCGUGCUCACGGGACGUGGAAGACGCGAGUUCGAACAUUGGGUUUGCGGCGCAUGUGAGGACAGUGUGUAAAGCCCGUGGCUUGUAGAAACUCGGUGGCGAUUAUGUAAGAGUCUAUCGCUGGCAGAAUGCGGCAGCAAGCCCGCCAGCUCCAUGAUUCCGGCAGUAAUGGGUCAUGGACAGGGAAUGCAUCCCAACAGCUUGUUGAGUCAGCCGCCAGAGCCGCUUUCAUGUGUCUGGGGCCGGGCCGCUGAAUGAUUUUCUUUGUCGGGUCUUCAUGGUGGGAAGCUGCUUGAGCCCGAGCAUGCUACGGUGCAGCAAAUAGAGGAGAGCACUAACUUAAAGGCUGGAAUUGUCUCGUUGGGGAAUGUCCGGUAUUUUUUAUGUUGGUGGUGUUGCGGUGCUGCCAGUUCCAUCCUACAUUUGUGAGCAUGAUCACCCCGUUGAAUAAAUAUGAGGGCACCAAU
Molecule: messenger RNA, 1529 nt
Organism: Pollicipes pollicipes
Lineage: Eukaryota; Metazoa; Arthropoda; Thecostraca; Pollicipedomorpha; Pollicipedidae
Exons: 2
Coding region: 26-661 (211 amino acids)
Source: RefSeq, a predicted model, not a curated record